CCAACAACCUUGCUUACGUUGAAUAAGGAAGUCCAAACGCGCUUCAGGUGGGAGCUGUUCUAGUCCAAAAUGUCGCUUUCAGACGCGAGACAGACGUUUUUAAAACCGGUGGUUCCCUUCGGUGGGACGAUCCUGGGCGGUUUGCUGCCGGGGGAGAUGGUUGUCAUUCAGGGCUCAGUGCUGUCUAAUGCUGACAGGUUCCAGGUAGAUUUUGGGUGUGGCAGCAGUGUGAAGCCGAGGGCAGACAUAGCAUUUCACUUCAACCCGAGGUUCCAGAGGUCUCCAUGUAUCGUCUGCAACACGCUGCAGAAUGAGCGCUGGGGUCGAGAGCAGAUCCUACACCAGAUGCCUUUUGCUGCCGGCAACUCAUUUGAACUCACAAUCUUCGUCCUGAAAGACAGGUUUAUGGCGGUGGUGAAUGGACGUCAAUUGUUGGAGUAUAAACACAGACUGGAGCUGGAGCGGGUCGACACUUUGUCCAUAUCUGGAAAGGUCAAAAUUGAAGCUGUCGGCAUCUACUCGAGCUCUAGUUCAUCUUCUGUUGCAGCCAGUCUGCCCAACCAGGACUCAGAGUUCAAAAGUAUUCCCUUCAGAGGUGAGCUGGCUGAUGGACUGUGUGCAGGGCGUACUAUCAUUGUCAAAGGAGAAACCAAUCAUAACGCAGACAGUUUCUCUGUGAAUCUGCGAUGUUCCAGCAGCAGCGACAUCGCUCUUCAUCUGAACCCUCGUAUGAAGAAAGGGGUCUUCGUCAGGAACUCCUUCCUGUCUGAGUGCUGGGGCCCCGAGGAGAGAACACUGGCCUCCUUCCCCUUCACUGCAGGACAAUACUUUGAGAUGAUCAUCCUGUGUGAGCCUCAGCAGUUCAGAGUUGCCAUCAACGGGCAACACCAGCUGGACUACAGACACAGAGUCCAGGAUCUGAGACGCAUCACCCAGCUGGAGGUGCUGGGAGACAUCAUGCUGCGGGACAUUGUGAUCCUCUAAACUCUGAGCUUUAUCAUGUUGGAACCUGACGUUAUUCUGGGCGUCAUUUCACAGAUUGUAAAAUGUAUAUAGUUAUACAAAUUCAAUGACACUAUAUUCUUCAUAAUCACAAAGUGUUCAUUAACCUGAAGGUCCAAAUCCAACAAACUAGUUUAUUUCUUAUUUUUGCAGAUAAGUGUAAUCAUUAACAUGUUUUGAAAGACCAAAUUUGAGUUCAUAAUGUUCAGUUCAGACAUUGAAGCUAUAGAUGUAAAAUGAAAUGGAAUCAUACAUGACAGAAGACAAUGUCUGAAGAGUCUGAACAAAGUUUCCUUCCAGAAACAUGAACUGUUAUGUUUGUGCUUCUUUAACGCCUGUUCCUGUUAAUGCACUGUGUGAAGGCUGUAAUGUAUAAUGGGAGUGUUGGCAUGUCUUUGUAACCAGAUCAAAUAAAUCAGCCAUGCAAGCCUG
Chelmon rostratus (copperband butterflyfish) is the source of this 1434-nucleotide messenger RNA. RefSeq names its product galectin-8-like. Gene Ontology annotation, molecular function: carbohydrate binding. The transcript is spliced from 8 exons. Bases 70 to 984 code for a protein of 304 amino acids. The record is from RefSeq and is a predicted model, not a curated record. NCBI's taxonomy places the organism in Eukaryota, Metazoa, Chordata, Actinopteri, Chaetodontiformes, Chaetodontidae.